AUGCGGCGUUCAGAACGUCUUGAUCUUGUUGAGUUUGAUCCUGAGAUUGAACAAACUUUUCAUCAAAGGCGUCGUGAACAAAAAGCAAAAAGGGAACAACAACAAAGCACAAUGGACGACAACGAAAAUCAGCUUGUUCAAAUGGAGCGUACUGUUGAGAUCAAUGAGAGAGAUAUCUUGAUAGGGGAUUUCAUGAUGCCUCCUGUCAUUGAGAACUGGUCGAGCAUAGUCUAUCCUCCAUAUGGGCAUGAUAACUUCCAACUGAGGCCAGAUGUGAUUAAUUUAUUCUCCAACAACAUUCCGUUCUAUGGAAGAAGUGAUGAAAAUCCUCACUAUCAUCUCGCUCGCUUUUUGGAGUAUUGUGGAAAUUUUAAAUAUCAAGGCAUCAAUGAGGAAGCACUAAGGAUGCGACUUUUUCCUCAUACUCUAAAAGAUAAAGCUCGGGAGUGGUUGGAUUCACUAUCACCUGGUAGCAUCACUACAUGGGCUAAUUUGGUUCACAAGUUCACAUUAAAGUAUUUUCCACCAGCCAAAAUCAGCAAAUUAAAGCAUGAAAUUUCAACUUUCCAGCAAGCUGAAACUGAGAAUUUUCAUGAAGGAUGGGAACGGUAUAAAGAAUUGCUAAGGAAGUGUCCAAACCAUGGGUUCUCUUUACCAGCUCAAAAUCACUAUUUCUAUGCUGGAUUAACUCCUUACAGCCGUUCGUCAGUUGAUUCUACAGCAGGUGGUUCUAUUAGAAACAAAUCAGCUAGAGAGCUACAUGAUCUUUAUGAAACAAUGAGUGAGCAAUUUGUAAUGUGGCCGGAUAGGAGUUCACAUAGGAGAGCAGCUGGAGUACACGAAAUGGAUAUGAAUACGUUGAUGUUGGCCAAGAUUGAUGCUCUGUCAAAACAUAUGGAAACGUUAAAAUACUCUCCAUCAGUUAGUAUGGUGCAAGGGUCUCUUCCAGUUUGUGCAACUUGUGGGGCAAACCAUCUGUCAUCUGAAUGCCCAUUGACCGUUAGGGACCAUUCACUCAUAGAGCAGGCUGCUUAUGCGCAAAACUUCCCGCGUCAACAAAAUAUCCAGCGUCCACAGAAUAAUCCAUUUUCUCCAACAUACAAUCCCAGCUGGAGAAACCAUCCUAAUUUUUCAUAUGGCAACAAUAAGAGAAUUCAAAACCCACCAAAAUAA
Diospyros lotus (date-plum) is the source of this 1173-nucleotide messenger RNA. RefSeq lists its product as uncharacterized. The record is from RefSeq and is a predicted model, not a curated record. NCBI's taxonomy places the organism in Eukaryota, Viridiplantae, Streptophyta, Magnoliopsida, Ericales, Ebenaceae. The coding region runs from base 1 to 1173 and encodes 390 amino acids. The transcript has a single exon.